ACAAAUUACAUAGAGAAAGAAAAAAGAGAUUUGAAAGAAAAUCGCGUUUGAAGCGAAAUGGUAGGGUAUUUUUAGUCGCUUCGUUAUCCGUUGCGUCGCUCGUGUUCAAUCGGCGGCCAGUAUCCAGAGCAGAGCUGCCAUCAUUACGAAGCUCUAAAAUCUUCUUCUUCGUCUUCCUACUUUCAAUUGCAAAACCAAUUUUCGAUUUCCCUGUUGAGAGAAGAAGUGAGAUCUUUAGCUGGGUAAUUUUUUGGCGAGAACGGAGGAAGAUGACGACACCAAGCACCGCGAAGCAAGCUCCGGUUAACGGAAAAGAAGAAGGCGAGCUCUCCACUUCCGAAGACGAAGCACAACCAAUUCAAACAAGCACGAGAGCGCCUCUUACCGAGCAUGCAUCAGCUCCUUCAGCAAACACAAAUAUCCAAAGGCGUCAAUCUGGAAAUAUUGGAUCUUUAAUUAAACCUGCUGAUGCCUCGCCGUUGAAGCUGACCCACUCUGGAGGCCGGAUAAUUGAGAAGAGGCAAGCGGUACGUAUUGCUGCCAUUCAUGGGAACAAAUUUCCUGGAAGCGGCAACAACAGCAACCUUGUGAUAAACUUCUCAGAUGAUGAUAGUGGUAGUGAAUCUGAUAGUAAAGGACGGACGCAGACAUCAAAGAUUCAACCAAAAGGAACCAUGCCUGGGAAUAGAAACGCGUCUACAUUAUUACAGACAAAAUUGAAAGGACCAAAGCAAAUUGACAACACAGCAAUAACAAAGAAGGCAUCAUCCACUAGCACCUUUAAUCAUGCUGCGACUUCCAAAGUUUCCAACAUUUCAUUUGCCAAGGAAAUGAAAUCAAAUAAAAAUAUUCGUACUUUUGAAAGGAAAGUUAGCAAAGAUUUACGUCGUCCUGAACAGACUGUGGAGCCUAAUAGCAACAAACUUCAGGAUUUGAGGCAGCAGAUUGCACGGCGGGAAAGUGAGCUGAAGCUUAAGGCAGCACAGCCAAAGAAGGAUGCUGUAAACCCAAAAUUCAGUGCAGCAAGGAGACUCAGUUUGGUUUCUGAUGAUGGUAAAGAGCUAGAACCAAACGAACCUGCUAAGAAGCGCUUAAGAAUUAGUGGAAGUGACACAAGUCAGCCUGUUAUUGAUUACGGAGUGCCAGCAUCUACUGCUGCACCAAUGAAAGUGCCAGGCAGCGGUAAAAGUAUACUGCCAGGUAUCAAUGCAAAUGCUAGUUGCAAACACCUUGGUAGCAACAGUGGUGAGAUUGAUCCGCCUGUUAUUUCUCAGCAUAUUGUAGAAGGCAAUACAAGCUCAAGUGUCUUACAAAAUAGUGCACGCAAAGAAAAUCAUUACGAAGGUGUAAGAUGUGGCCAGCCAGAUUUUCCUGCUCAUAUAACUUCGAGAGAACUGGAAACAAUGAAAAAUGUUGAUAGCAAUGUGUCAAGUGACCAGUUGCGUAACAUAGUCAAUGGAAACCAUCAGCCUUGUUUGAACAAUUCUGGCCUCUGGAACAUCCCGGGAAAUACAACUGCUCCUGGACAUAGUCAACUGGAUAUGCUAUCUUUGAUGAACAUAGAGGAAUCUCUUGACAGGGAGUUGGAGGAAGCACAAGAACGUAAACGCCUAUGUGAACUCGAAGAAAGAAAUGCUCUCAAGGUUUAUAGAAAGGCACAGAGAUCUUUGAUCGAGGCAAAUGCCAGAUGUGCAGAACUUUACAGUAAGAGAGAAAGUAUAUCUGCUCACUAUGGAUCUCUCAUUGUGCGGGACACCAGAUUGCUGUGGCCUUCUACACAUCGUGAGCACCCUGGAACUGGGUUUGACUUCUUGAAUAAUAAUAGUACCGAAAACAUUGAUUUGGUAACAAAAUCGAUCAACCCUCAGCAUACUCAGCUAGAAAGCAACCACAUAGAUAACAAUGAAUAUGGUGGCGGUCAUCCUCUACCUCGUUCCAGAAGUGGACAUAAUUUGGGUUCAGAACCGUGCAGUGAUCUUGAUGCUACCUCGGAUGGAUUGCCUUGCAGUAACAAGCAAACUGCAAGUAGACUAUGCUCCCCGUCAAAUGAUGCAAACAAUUUGGCAGAUGAUGAGUCAUUUCCAGUGGACCAUGAAUCUACUGAGGGGAACCUUGGACGUCAAGCUGAAAAUCUUGAGCAAACACUAGGCAAUCAGAAUUCUUUGCUUAUCGAAGCAUCACUAAGAUCUAAAUUAUUUGAGCGUUUAAGUAUGAGGGAUGAAUCUAGAGGUGGCACGUGUUCCAAUGGAGAGACUGUGAUAGAUAGAGGGGAUGAAAGUGAUGUUGCAAGUGAACGAACCCAGAGAGAUGGCAGUAGUCCUGUCUCAGAAAAACAUCAGCAUGAUGAUUCUAGAGAGUCAGGCGCCAAUCAACUCCAAGAAAGUCCCUCUGAACCACCAGCUUCACAGCCCGCAAUCAAGGAAAAUUCGCUGAAUUUUCAAUCAUCUAUGGAUAUGGAGUCCCAUAAGAUUUCACCAAACGAUGACCUUUUAUCGUCCGUAGCUUUGCCAGGCCCUUUAUUUCGGAGCACAAUAAAUCAUCUAAAGGUCCCUGGGUCUUCCAUUACGUCUCUGGGGCCAGAAUAUACACUUCAAAACAAGUCAUAUAGCAUGUACAGUGAUGAUAGACAAUGUAGUAGCUUGACGAAAACUCCACUAUAUGAGAAAAAAAUUGGCCUCUACACCUGUAAUUUGAAGAUGGACCCUUUUCGGCCUCUCUGCAUGUACGAGUUACGAGGAAGGUGCAAUAAUGAUGAAUGUUCUUGGCAACAUUUCAAGGAUUUCUCUGAUGACAGUUUGCAUCAAAGUCUAAAUAAUCCUCCUGAUGGUAAUGUUGGGUCAAGUUUACAUAAGAAGAAACAUAACUCUUCCAGAGGAUCCCAGAUUUUUGACGUGGUGCUUUCACCUACUUAUCUUGUCUGCUUGGAUACGAUGAAGGUUGAUUCGUGGUCUUAUGAGUCCAUUCUGGCUCAAAGACAUGGGCAAAAAUGGUGGAAGCACUUUAGUGUCUGCCUAGUCUCAUCGAACUCGCUUUACAAGAAUAUACCUGAAAGGGAAAAUGAAGGUCGAAUUGAGGUCCUAGGAAAUCCAAGAACAUGCUCAUCAUACUUCAGGAUUAAACAUAGCAUGAUGAAUCUCCUUAAACAAGGUUCAGAUGCUGCUGUUGGAUCCGUGGAAAUGGCUCUUAUUAUUUUCUGUCGGGAAGUUGACCAGUCAGAAGGCUUGAUUCAGGCCCUUUCUGUUCUUUCACGUGGUCUUGAAGGUGAUCCAACUUCUGAGAUUCUUUGGAUUGUUUAUCUCCUGAUUUACUAUGCAUAUAUGGGAUCAGAUGGGAUCGAUAUGUUUUCUUAUGGGGUCAAACGAUGUAGCGGAUCAUACGUGAUAUGGCUUAUGUACAUCAACAGUCGAGGACAACUUAGCGAUCAAUUAAUUGCAUAUGAUGCUGCCCUCUCGGCGCUCUGCAACCAUGCAUCUGGGUCUAUUGACAGGAAUAAUGCCAGCGCUUGCAUAUUAGAUCUUUUGUUGCAGAUGUUCAACCUUUUGUGCAUUUCUGGGAAUGUUUCGAAAGCAAUACAGAGAAUAUCCAAGCUUCAGGCUCCAGCAGCAGUUUCUGACGACCCUGACUUUUCAAUGAUGUCUCACAUUCUGACAUGCUUAACAUAUUCUGACAAAUGUGUGUUCUGGAUUUGUUGUGUGUACUUAGUUGUUUACAGGAAGCUGCCUGAUUCUGUUGUCCAACGACUUGAGAUGGAUAAGGAACUACUAGAAAUAGAAUGGCCUUCAGUUAAUUUGGUAGGCGAUCUGAAGCAAGUGGCUCUCAGACUAUUUGAUAAAGGGAUGCGUCCAGAAGAACUUUGCACUAGCGAUGGGUCGUUGGAAAAUGGAAUACAAGAGCGAACUGCCGGGCUAUUCGCUCUGAACCACGCCCUAUUUUUGAUUGCAGUUGAUGAAUUAGAAAACAGUAGGGACAUUGUGAAGGCAUCAGUUGAACUCUACCCAGCUUGCUUAGAGCUGAAACUGUUAGCAGCUAGGAUGAAACCAAACGAGUCAAAGGAAAUGUUGUCGCCUGGGUUUGAAGAGCUUCUCAAGCAGGAACCAAAAGAGGCUUCAGGUAUACAAUGGAUUUGGAAUCAGUACGCUGAAUGUGCUCUGCAAGGAGGAAGCUACGACUCGGCAAGGGAACUCAUGUCCCGUUGGUAUGUGUCUGUGUGGGAUGUAUUGUCCUGCAAAAAUAAGACAGUACUGGCUAAUGAAGAAGAAGGUGAUGAUAGUUUACUGGAAUCAGCUUUAUCAGAUCUGAACGUUGCAUCGGAUCAGAUGGAUGUGAUGUUUGGAUAUCUUAAUCUCUCUCUCCAUAAUCUACUUCAAAGUAACUGGACCGGUGCUUGCUCGGCCAUUGACCAAGCACUAAAAGCUACAGCUCCUGAUCAUUUUAUGCAUUGUCUGAGAGAACAUGCAGUGCUUCAGCUAAUCAAUGAGUUGCAAGCAACGGGUGAAUUUUCAAUGAACCUGCAACUGAGAUUACUCAACUCUUAUUUGGAGCGAGCAAGCUCUUUACCUGUAAAAGAGCCACUAUCGUGGAAAUUCAUCAGCAACAGCGCUGAGAAACCGAGAGUCAGGAAGCUAGUUACUAACCUUCUUGCUCCAGUUUCAUCUGAACUCUUAGUGGUAAAUACGGUUCUUGAAGCAUGGCACGGACCAUCUCUUGUACCCGAGAAGCUAAGUAAACAAAAGGAAUUUGUGGAUUUUGUGGAAACAAUCUUGGGGUUGGUUCCGUGCAAUUACCCACUGGCUUUGUCUGUAAGUAAGAUGUUAAGGAAAGACGAGAAACAUUUGGAUUCAGGAGGUUCCUCGGGUAUUCAUUUCUGGGCAGGGCUGAAUCUGGUGAGUACGAUUUCUUGUGCCGUGCCAGUAGCUCCUGAGUACAUAUGGGUGGAGGCUGGAGAGAUAUUGAGCGAGAUCAAUGGUUUCAAGACAAGAGCUGAGAGAUACUUGAGUAAAGCUUUGUCUGCAUAUCCAAUGUCUGUGAAACUAUGGAGAUGUUAUCGGAGUGUAUCUAAAAAUAUAGAAGAGAAAAGAGGCAUUGAGAUCGAAGAAGAAGCCAGAAAGAAAGGAAUCACUCUGGAUUGAAAUUUGAAAACGACUCUUCUUUGUGUUUUCCCCCUAUACAUAGCUACACUAAGAAGAGGGAACAUAGUAAAUGGGGGUUUUUGGAAAAACCAAAAAAUGGGAUUACAGUUUUUUGAAAACUUUCGUUGAAGUGUACAUAUACAUAUUACUCCUCUGUUUCAUAAAGAGCUGUUUAGUGUCGUUCUGACACCCUUUUUUGUUUCAAAAA
Molecule: messenger RNA, 5337 nt
Organism: Eutrema salsugineum
Lineage: Eukaryota; Viridiplantae; Streptophyta; Magnoliopsida; Brassicales; Brassicaceae
Exons: 11
Coding region: 270-5129 (1619 amino acids)
Cellular component (GO): nucleus; exosome (RNase complex)
Molecular function (GO): protein binding
Source: RefSeq, a predicted model, not a curated record